ACAACCCCAUCCCAGCGAUCUACCAUCUCCACGUCCCAUUGUUGUCGCCUGCACCCACCUUCUGCCACAGCCCUCUCAUGUGUCGUGGUCCUCUCCUUUCUUCCUUCGAACUGCUCGAUUCUCAUUCCCUUUCGCUUCCCACCUGAACCUUGGGUGUAGCGGACCUCGGCCUACAUUCAUCGAAGCACUAGCGUCAUACGCGGGGUGGAACUAUCAUCCGCGAGCUCCCCUUCGCGCUCUUGCGCUCUUGACACCACCUUGGCGCUAUUGUUCUGAGCAAGGCCGCGUGGCCUUGAACAAUUGGCAAAAUGUCGUGGAAACGGUCAGAGAAGCUGAUGGAGACCAUCAAGCACUACAGCAAAUUCCCUGCAACUGGUGUAUCAUUACGGCAGAUGGUGCAGUUUGGCGAGAGGCCGUCGACAGGAACCCUCUUUCGCGCAUCGCAAUUCCUCUCCGAAGAGCUCCCCAUACGGUUGGCACAUCGCGUGCAGGAGCUCCAGGAGCUCCCAGAUGGUCUCAAUGAGAUGCCCUCGAUAUGCCGCGUUCGGGAUUGGUAUGCGCAAUCAUUCGAGGAUAUCGUCACCCUUCCCCGACCGAAUCUCUCACCCGAAGUCAGAGAGCGCCUCCUAAAGCCUGCGAGGAAAAGUGGAAAAGAGAGCCAAAUUAUGAGCAGAGCGACGAAGAAUCCUAGCAUUUUAAAGGGACAAUAUAGAUCGGCUUCCGGAUUCAGUACAGAGGAGGAUGGUGACGGGCAUGAGAACGGAGAUGGGAAUGGGAAUGGGAGCAACAUCGCGAGACGGUUGAAAGGCGCGACGUCCAACCGGAGAUACUACGUGGCGGCAGACGAUGGGGGAGAAUGGCCGCCGGAAUUGAGCGCCUACAACACAAAGUUCGCGGAGACGCUGGAGAGGAUCAAGAGGCGGCACGACAGCGUUGUCACAACCGUGGCUCAGGGUAUUCUGGAAUGGAAGAGGAAGAAGCAACGGAUGCAGAUUGACAACAACAUUCAGGCCUUCCUCGACCGCUUCUACAUGUCGCGUAUCGGCAUACGGAUGCUCAUCGGACAGCACAUAGCGCUAACCGACCAAAGGCAAAGGUCGGACCCAAACUACGUCGGCAUCAUCUGCACAAAGACCAACGUUCGGGAGCUCGCACAAGAAGCCAUUGAGAACGCACGCUUCGUCUGCGAAGACCACUACGGCCUCUUCGACGCCCCCAAGGUCCAACUCGUAUGCAACCCCGACAUCAGCUUCAUGUACGUUCCCGGCCAUCUCUCCCACAUGCUCUUCGAAACCCUGAAGAACUCGCUGCGCGCCGUCGUGGAACGCCACGGCCAGGAUAAAGACGAAUUCCCCGUCACCAAGGUAAUCGUCGCCGAGGGGAAGGAGGAUAUCACGAUCAAGAUUUCCGACGAGGGAGGCGGCAUUCCCCGCUCUGCCAUCCCCCUCGUCUGGACCUACAUGUACACGACGGUUGAUCAGACCCCGAGCUUGGAUCCGGACUUCAAUAAGAGCGAUUUCAAGGCUCCGAUGGCCGGGUUCGGCUACGGACUACCGAUUUCGAGACUCUACGCGCGGUAUUUCGGAGGUGAUUUGAAACUGAUUAGCAUGGAGGGCUACGGCACAGAUGUCUAUCUGCAUCUCAACCGCCUCAGCUCGUCCUCGGAACCCCUCCAAUAGCAAUUACCAGUCUCUCGGGACGAAUGGGCCUCCGGGGAGCUGAUUCGCUGCCGAGGGACGUCUUCUACGCCUUCCUCGUACCUGGCGUCCAAGGUCAUGCGCCUGAAACUGUCGGGCGCCUCGACGAGGGAGGUCAGUGAGAGGAGGCAAGUUGGUGAUGCGGCGGAGAUGCUUGCGGAGAAGGAAGGGGAGAAGCCCUGGUGGAAGAAUGUGGGGAUGGAGGAGGGGAUGUAGGGUCUGUGAAGUGGGAAAAGAGUCAAUGAUUGCUGCUGUGAUGAUGGGUCAGGUGUUGGAUGGCCGAGAGAAAACGGCCUUUGUAUCUAUAGCAAAACGAGAAAUUUGGGUUUUUGGACAUUUGGGAAGGGAAGAAAGCACGGCAGCAGAGCCGUUGGUUGAUAUUCUAAGUGGCGUUCCGUUGGGGGUCGCGCAGCGCAACAUGUAUUUGCAAUGGAAGAAAUGAACAUACACAUCAUUGGCGUGUGGAG
Westerdykella ornata is the source of this 2164-nucleotide messenger RNA. Its product is annotated as alpha-ketoacid dehydrogenase kinase. Bases 309 to 1679 code for a protein of 456 amino acids. Gene Ontology annotation, cellular component: mitochondrion. Lineage: Eukaryota; Fungi; Ascomycota; Dothideomycetes; Pleosporales; Sporormiaceae. The transcript is spliced from 5 exons. Gene Ontology annotation, molecular function: pyruvate dehydrogenase (acetyl-transferring) kinase activity. The record is from RefSeq and is a predicted model, not a curated record. Gene Ontology annotation, biological process: regulation of glucose metabolic process; protein phosphorylation.